Pocillopora meandrina is the source of this 14392-nucleotide messenger RNA. The record is from the annotation of a GenBank genome assembly. Lineage: Eukaryota; Metazoa; Cnidaria; Anthozoa; Scleractinia; Pocilloporidae.
AUGGAAAAUCUUCUCAUCGACGAGUUCCUUGCAAGCAGAAGCCCCAGUAUUCGUGACUUUAAUCAGGUUACAUCAACGCAGAUGCCCCACGGCGAAUCUGCGGCUACAGAUAAGCCAGUGUUUUUCCCGUUUCCUUUCCCGCCAUAUGACAUACAGGAGGAUUUUAUGAAAACUUUGUAUGACGUGCUUGAGAAUGGAGAAGUUGGAAUUUUCGAAAGUCCCACAGGAACGGUGAGUGAAAGAUGGAUAUCGGAAUAGAUGAACUACUUUGAGCUAAGAUCAGAGCCGGUUUUGAAAUGAUAUGUCGCUCAAGGGAGCGUGUUAUUUGAUUAUGACUAACCCUUUCACCCAAGAUCUGAUGAGUAAUUCUCCUUACUGUUUGCCAUCUACUUAACCUGGAAUCUACUGGUUAACCCUUUAAUCCUUGAGAGUGACCAGCAUCUAAUUUCUCCCUUAAAUAACACCCAUGAAUCAAAUAUCAAUAUCAUGAGAAUAACAGAAAUAAUAAUUAACUGAAGAACCUAUUGAUUUUAAGCAAAUUCUCCUUGUCAGUACAUCUGGAAAUGUAUAGAGAGCAGUAUAGAGAAUAUACAUACUGAUGUUAGGGUGUAAAUGGUUGAAUUGAGCUAAAAAAUUACCAUAUUUUACACUCAUAGGGGAAAUCUUUGAGCUUGAUUUGUGGAGCUCUUACUUGGCUAAAAAGUUAUGAAGAGAAGAAACAGGAAGAACUAGACAAGGCUUUAUCAUGUUCAAAACAAGUUACCACUCUCAGGUAAUGAUCUUUAUGAAACAAAAAUUGUUUGGUUUAACUUCUGAAGAAUCUGUCCGUUACAUCUCUUUUUUUUUCACAAAUUUGCCAUUUUUCAGGGACAAUGUCAUUGAUGAAGACAAAGGAAAAAGAUUUAAUAGUGCAGAUGAUUGUAAGUGCAAAAAGCAAUCUUGAUCAGGUGUUGAUUUUCUCUUCUUCACUAUGUGGUUGAUCUAUAAAGCUUGCAAACUUUAUAGACCAACCAAACAAUCAAUCAAAAUUAAAACCAAUUUUGAAUUGGUCAGUCAUUUAUCCCAGGCUCUGAGCAGUUUGUUUUCUUUUUCUUUGAAUUCUAAUGGGUUGCUUAAUGUGAUAUUUCCCUCAGUUUGCUCUGAUUACCUGCUUUGAUCACUAUUAUUGGUUUUAAUGGCAUGAUACUUACUACUAAAAAUGUGCCCCAAUUAAAAAAUGUGCUUGCUAGAAAAAAGAGUUUGGAAAUCUGUUUUAAUAGACAUAGUAAGAUAAAUUUAUCUAAGAAUAUUUUGGAUAGCCAGACAUGCCACUGCUAUGUAGAAUUAUUCUCACCCAAAGGAUGUGAUAAAUUAAAAAUAAUUUUCUAUUUAUUUUUUCAUUUAAAGCUACAAUGCCAGAUUGGGUGAUGGAAUUUGCGGAGAAGCAAGCGACUCAAGAAAAAGAAGAUAGAGUAAAGGUACUUUUGAUUUGUUCAAAUUGAAUUCAUUAAAUAACUAUUUAACUUGUAAUAAAUAAAUAAGUGUGUUAUAUGUAUUAAUGUAUUAAAAGAAGUUAACAUAACUCUUGCUAUUUUACUCAAAUUUAUAGGAGGAAAGAGAGAGGUUGGAAAAACAAAGAGCACAGCUUCAGAAACUCAAGAGUGAACUUAAACCAGCAUGUGCAUUUAAAACUGGAAAGAGAAAGGUCUGUUUGCUUUGAAGGGGUUACAUUCAUGAAAGAGUUAUUCAGCAACAAAUUCUGAAAGUUUGAAGUUCAAUUUUCCAUACUUAAAUAUUUUAUUGAUUGGAGCUUGUUGUCUAAUUUUAUUUCUUAGCAUAGUGAUGGUGAAGUCAAUAAUUUUGGACACAGUGGCUCUGAAAUAGAGAACGAAAUUGCCAGUGAAAUUGAUGAAGUCCUUGGGAAAACCUUACAAGAGGAUCCUGAUACAGAUAUUGUACUAACAGAAUAUCAGAGUGAUGGAGAUGAGCCUGGGUAAGAUUGACACCAGAAGUGCCCUAUUUAUUAUGCCACUAAUAAUUCAUUUUUAGAAUAGUCCAUUUUACAGUUGCAUGCUUGGUUGCCAAGCCUUUGAAUGGGAGUGUGGCUAAGGAUAACCUUGUUAUGAUACAAACCUUGCUGCUUUUCAAAAUAAAUGUAAAAUACUCUGUUAUCAUGCUAACUAAAUACUGGUCUCUAUCACAACCAGGUCACCUUCAGCCUCACUGUAAAUCAUAGUCUUGGCAACUAAGUACACAACUGUAAAAUGGCCAAUUAUGGUGAAACAAUCACAUUUACAUCAUUGUUAAUUGGGUCUGUUGUUAAUUUUCUUACCUGUUGACGGCAAGGGUAAGAGUUUGGAAAAGUGACAUGUAAUGGAUUUAAUUUUUAUUUUUACAGAUCAGAUCAGGAAGAUGAAGAUAACAAUGAAGAGCCCCACUGUUUAAAGGUACUGCAUGAGAAAUAAUCAACAGACUGAAUGGAUUACACUCUAAUUUCAGUAUGCAUAUUCUCCAUACUAUUCUUUAUAUAUUUCCUAAGGUGCUAGGAAGGAGAAUUUGUUAAACAAAUCAAGUUCUUUUUAGUUGGUGAUGAUUUCCUUAAUGACUUAUUGGGUGAUUCAGGGGUGAUAUUGUAUGAAGAAAUUAGAUGCUAGUCACUGGUAAGGGUAAAGUGUUAAAAACUGUUUUCAAUUAAUGAUGAUAAAUCUAAAUUUCCCUUUAAUUGUUUUAAUUUUUUUUCAGAUAUUUUAUUGCAGUAGAACACACUCCCAAUUGACACAAUUUGUUAGGGAAGUGCAAAAGAGUCCAUUCAGUGACAGUACACGGGUUGUAUCUCUUGGAUCCCGACAGAAUCUUUGCAUUAAUGAAGAUGUUAAAAGCCUUAAAAAUAUAAACAGAAUUAAUGAUAGGUGUUUGGAACUUCAAAAGAAAAACAAAGGUAAGUCUGUAGAGGGAAAUAGGGGACUUUUGGUCUUGAUUGUUUGCAGCCUAAAUUUUAAGUGACAAGUUUUUUUUCUAUUCAAAAAUGAUCUUUCCUGGCAAGGAAUUAAAAGCAAAAGAAACAAAAUAAGGAUUCAGGGGAAGUGCUCUCCUCAAAGUUGUAGUGAUGGACUUCAAAUUGAAAAGACCAUACUUGCAAUUUGGCAGGGUCAUUGAGUUGUGUUCCAGGGCAAGAUAUUUAACUCUUUUACUCCCAAGAUCUGUCUGUCAUGCACUUAUUAUGAUGUUAGUUCUGAGAAUUUGGUAUGGGAUCAACUAAUAAUACCCUAAUUGAUUUCUGCUUUUUGUUAUUCUUGUCGCCUGUCUGUCUGAUAUUGACUACUAAGUUGAAAUGGCAAGGAAAAGGUCUGUCCUAGUUGGUCACUCAUGGGAAUUAUCUUUUGCAAUGUAUCUCUUCAUCAAUGAUUAUAAAUGGAUUCUAACCCAUUGUGUGGGAAACCUGACCUAAAGCAGGAGACUGCAUGAGCUAAUAGUUAUACCAGUCCUGUAUUUUCUAACUACAAGUAGUUAUUUGUCAUGUUUACAGAAAAGGUGUAUGUUCAGAAUAAAACUUGAAGAGAACUUUUAAAAAAAAUUUUUUUUUUAACAGAGAAGAAAAAAGCUGAUGGAGAGAAAACUUCAAAGAAGAAAAAAGUUACAAAUGGAUGUCCAUUCUACAUGUACCAGCAGCUGCAGAAAUUUAGGGACCAUCUCUUGGUGAGGUCUUUGCUUAAUUGCAAAUAAUAAACUCUUGGGAGAAAAUUUCUAAUUAGUUUUUCCAGCUGUUAAUGGUACAAUGUACUUUUCAAAUAGUUAACCCUUUAAUAAUCCCUAUGAGUGACAAGCAUGUAAUUUCUUCCCACAGUAAUACUGCUGAAUCAUUCAUGAAGUUUUUGAGAAUAAGAGAAAUGGUUGCCAACCUAACAAAACUUUUGAUUGCUAAACUAAUUCUCCUUUUCAGUACCAAAGGAAUUGUCUAGGGAGGAUUAUAGAGAAUAUGGAUACUGAUGUUAGGGUGUAAAGGGUUAAUAAAGUCGAAUGAAGGGAAAGAAUGAGCACUGAGGCUCUACACUUGUAAACAGAAUUAUUGGCCUGCAAGGAUGCUUUUUCCUAUUGCACCCAUUUCACUUUAAAAAAAUCAUCUUGAAUAGGUUUAAGAACAUGUUUCAAACUGUGGACAAAAUUUCUUCCUUUCUUAGGUGGACAUAAAAGAUAUUGAGCAGCUUGUUUCUGUCGGCGAAGAACUUCAUGCAUGUCCUUAUUAUGGGACGAGAUUAGCUAUUCCUGCUGCGCAGGUAAUAGUAAGAUUUUAGAAAGUGAUCUGAGAUUGCUUUAGUUUUGCUGUAUAUCUCUGUGUUAUUGGUCCAGAAAAUUAAACUCACCUAUCAUCACUUCACGGCUCUAUUUCAAACCAACAUAAUGACCAACUCCCACUUGGCUUGUUAGCUCAGUUAGUAAAGCACUGCACCAGUAUUGCUGAGGUCAUGGGUUCAAAUCCUGUGCAGGUCUUAAUUUUUUUCAGGCCUUAUUUUCGCCACUCCUUAAGGAGUGUUCAUUACUGCGAAGACCGCUUUCAUAUUAAUUUAAUGUAUUCUUGUCUACAAAUAAUUCAUUCUGCCUAAUUUUCUUUCCUACUCUAGCUUGUAGUUCUACCAUAUAAUAUCCUUCUUCACAAGUCAACAAGGGAAGCCUGUGGGAUAAAGCUUGAUGGAAACGUGGUUAUUGUUGAUGAAGCACAUAAUUUGAUUGACACAAUAAGUAAUGUACACAGUGUAGAAAUCACUGGUUCACAGGUAUGAUGAACUGACCAAACCCCUUCACUCCCAGGAUCUGAUUGUUAAUUCUCCCCUCUAGCUGCUACACUGUGACAUUUCCUUGUAAAUUGGUUGCAAGAAUUUGAUGUUAGAUCAAGAUAACAACUUCUACCUGAUAAGUUUGAUUAUUCUCCUUACCUGUUUGUCAGAUAAUGUAUGAAUAUUAUAGGGAGAAAUAAAAUGUUCAUCACUCCCAGGAGUUAAAGAAUUAAAAGCAAAUCAAUACCAGUUGUAUUUCUUAUAAAAAAUGAAUAAUUUUAUUGAACAUUUUACACAAGAUAACAUGUUUGUUAUACUUUAAACUAAAUUUCACCAAUAAGCAGUACUCUUACUGAGUUAAAGAAAACAAUCUUAGAGAAGAAUUGGCAUAGUCAAUUAUUAUUAUAAUUUAUAAUAUAAUUAUAAAUUAAUAAUAAUUAAUAAAUAAUAUAAAAUAUAAAUAAAUAAAUAAAUAUAUUGGCAUAGCUCUAAUCAUAUUCAAUACACUCCUUAUUGUUUUGUAUCAUGUUACAGAUUUUGUGCACUCACUCUCAGUUGACCCAGUACCAGGAUCACUAUAGGUCAGUGAAACAUUUUGAAAACUGAUUUAGGUAACAAGCUUAGAAAUUCUUACUGACUUCAAAGAUAAGCUGGAGAAGAAUGGAUAGGGAAAAAAUAUUUUAAACUGUUAAUUCCCGCACAUUUUUUGUACUUUUGGUUAAUUUAACUUUUCCCUAAAUAUCCCCUUUUAAUUGCAAAUUUUUUAACUAGGUCAAGGUUAAAGGCAAAGAACUUGUUCUAUAUUCAGCAACUACUGUAUGUCUUGAUGUGUUUCCUAAACUGUUUGGGAGGUAAGUUUUAUCGUGGAAUUCACAGCAUGGCAGGUUUUUCAGUUUAAAACAAUACCAAAUUCUCUGAACUAACAUCAUUAAUUGUAUAGUAGACAGUAAAGAGGUUUGUCAAUGGGAUCUUUGGAGAGAAAUGAUUAAUUUAUGGAAAUACCUCAUACAGACAACUUGAAUUAGAAGAGAACUAGAAAUCAUCAUGACAGGAAAAAUGACAUCCGUAUGCUAUGUUCAAACUUGAGAUCCUCUCUUUAGACCUGGUGAUCAUUGUAAUAUCUUUCAUAUGUGAUAUCUGUUAAUAGGCUGAUGAAGAGACUAUGACUCCAAAAGAGAGCUUGCCAAGGUAUCCUCAACAUUGACAAUUUUCAAAUUUCUUGCAGGGAAAGAGCAAAGGAAACCAGAAUCAUUGUCUAGUGCUAAUGAAUUGGGUACAAAAGACCACAGAAAGCAAGGUUCUUAAUUUUAGAGUGAUGGUUGUUAUGUUUUAGGAAUGUUUUUCAAUUUUUCUUCACCUUAGACAGGAAGCUUGUCCCUUGUGAGUUCUCUCCCCAGGGGUUGCCAUGAAGUAUUGCCUAAUCUGUCUUAGCCUGCAGAGCAGGUGUAAUUUUAUGGAAAGAGUGCUCAGUAUUUUCAUGGUGAAAAUCAUAGCUGCCAUCACUGGCAUCUUUGAUUUUUACAGAAGAGGAAGACUGGGAUGAGAGAUAAAUUUGUACCAGGGGGGUGAGUGAGGGUCAAAAGGAAGACAAGAGGAGGGGGUGGGUCCCCGACUGUCCACUACAACUUUAAAUUGGAAUUGGGGGGUCAAAUAAAUGAUUGUGAGCUUGCACUGUCAAUGAACUUGCCCUAAAAAGAUGAAUGAACUGCAGGCUACAUCAUUCUGUCUCUAUAUUGGACCCUCUCCUUACAUUGGGCCAAGGAUGUCCCUCAUUGUGCCUUAAGCCAUCUAUUCAUCUUGUACAAAAGCUUUCUUUCUUUUUUUCCCUUUCAAAAUAUCCUUGCAAAUAUGGGUUUGAUGAGCCAUGAUAUUUAAUUUUACAUGGAAUGUAAGACCUUUCUUCAAGGUUAUCAUUAUAAUUAUUACAAUCAUUACCUGUAGUAUUUUGUUGUGAUGAAAUUAUUAUGAAUCUUUAUUUCUGUUAUCUUCUUGUCCUAAUUAACAGAUGUGAAGCUAUUAACAAUCAAUGAUUUCCUUUUCGCUGCCCAAAUGGAUAAUGUGAACCUUUUUAAGGUAUGGUACACAUAACUUAUUAAAAGUAUAGCUACUUUCUUAGUUUGUUAGAUUAGGCCAGUUAUGUCUUUGCUGGGGAGCAUAUGGCAUCGACUGUGAACCUCCUCUGGAUUCUAUUUUUGGCACCUCUCUUUUGCCUCCCUGAGAUGAUGUUCUGUUUCGUGAGUUCCUCUUGCACACUUUGCCUCCUGGACUGCUUUGGCCCUAUGUGCCUUCUUCUAGAACCUUGAGAGUUCUAUUUGAGAGUGGUACAUGUGAUAUUUUUCUCAGGCUUCUGGAGCACAGGUCCAAUCCAUUUCCUUAAACUCGUAUGCUAUAGGGUGUAUUUAUUCAGUUCAGGAUGAUCUCAUUCUUAGCCUAACACAAUACUCGAAUUAAUACUCCUUUCAGAUUAAAAGAUACUGUGAGAAGAGCAUGAUUUCUAAAAAGGUAAGUUCUAAAAUAAUUCCUCUUUAGAUAUUUCACAAUCUUAUAUGUGACCUUCCAGAAUCAAGGUUUGACAUGGAUAAUUUACUCAACUUUGUUUUUUUUAAGCUGAAUGGAUUUGUUGACAAGUAUCAUUCUGUACAAGUGGGAACAGGUUAGCGCACAAUCAUGCUGUUGUAGAAUGAAGAAAUAUACUUUGAGUGGUAUAAAUAUGGAGAGAACAAUGAGUUGAAAAAGGGUAAAAUUUUGUUUAUCUCUGAAAGAAAAUCAGAUUACAGUACAACAGUUUUUCUGCAAGUUCAUCUGUGGAGCUAAUAAAUGUUUAGACCCCUCUGCUAAACAAAGAAGAUUUGUGUAGUACUCUCACUUUGAACACUUUCUUCUUAAUAUAGUUACUUCUCUAAUAGAGUUUGAUAUGUAGUUUGAUUGCAGUGUUUUCCUUUUAAGAUGGUAACUGCUAAGAUUUACAGCCUCCAGCACCUCUUAUUAUUGCCUGAAAUCAUUUAGAAUUUUUGAAAAUUCAACAGGUGAAAGGAUUGCCCUGACUACUGCUUUAAUAUUUCUUUUACUUAAAUAAGGGAAUACAUUAUUGUGGAAAAUUUACCCUACAAUUUAAUUGUAUCAUGAUUUAAUAGGAUUUACUGCAGGAGAUGAAGAUGGAUUGUAUCAAAGCAGUAAUUCACCUCUUCAAAUCAUUGAGAGCUUUUUGGAAGCACUCACAAAUGCUGACAAAGAUGGAAGGAUUGUUGUUAACAAGCAGGGUAAGAUUCUUUUUCUUUGCUCAGUAUCAGACACCAAGUUGUUCUGGUUUUCUGCUUCGAUUCAGCCUGAUUUGAAGGGAAGCAAACAUUUUCAAGUAAUCCCCUAGGGCAAAGGGUUCCCUAUUUUUUUCAUUCCAGGGGUAAUAAACCAGCACUCUCUCCUUACAAUUUCAAUACUUUAUGCAGGAAGUGGAUUGUGGGAAAAUGUAGACAAACACAUGAGCUGGGGAUUGCGGUAGUGACCUUGAUCAAAUACCAAAUUCUCUUGGCUAGCUUACAAGAAAAAAUAUAACAGCUUCACAGGAGAAUUUCUUGUUAGAUCAUAGGAUUUCAAAUGUUAAGGGUACUUUGUGACAGCUUUCAAUGUGACUGAAGACAAUAGUGAUUGUUAUUCUACUGUUUAAGUGUACUUUACUUACCUAGAUUGCCUGCGCACUUUAUAUUUUCUCCCACCAGAGCGACCUAGUAACUCCAGUCUGAAGUUUCUCCUUUUGAACCCUGCAGUCCACUUCACAACUAUCGUCAAAGAAGCCAGAGCAGUUGUUGUUGCAGGGGGAACAAUGCAACCGGUAAUUAACUGUGGUAUCCUUGCUGUGCCUUUUUGAUCUUAAGAGUGACUAGUACCUAAUUUCUCCUUACCGUAUCACCCCAGAAUCACACAAUAAGGUUACAAGAAUAAAGGAAAUGAUCACCAAGUAAAAAUGCUCUUGGUUGGUAAACAAAAUUCUCAUUGUAAAUACCUUAGGAAAUGUAUAGAGAACAGUACGAAGAAUAUAGAUACUGAUGAUAGGGUGUGAAGAGUUUACCAAGUCACCCCCCUAAAUCACUAUAUCUAUUCUAUUCUAUUCCAUACAGUACUAAUAGUUUAAUCUCUGACAAUUUGUGUUAAAACAAAUUAUAUCUCAUAAUUGAUGUUUUUUUUAUGUUAUUAUCAUCUUCCUGCUUCAAAAAAUAUUGUUAUGGUAAGAGAAAUUUUUCUUUUUGGUCAUUCAGAGGGUCAACAUGAUCAUUACCAGGUUUAGAUUCCUGCAUGCUGUUGGACUAUAUUUCCAAUUAACUGUAAAAUCAAUAUCUGAAAUUUUCUUCAGUUUGAAAAAGGAAAAAGAUCAAAAUUUAGGUUGGUUGAUGAACUCAGUGGAAGUUAGUUACAUGUGAAACUGCCCCUCAGUUCUACUUAUUUCAACUGAAGUAGCCAGCUCCCUGAUAUUCUUUCUAGGUUACAACGGAGACAAAACUUUUUUAUAUCACUUAUUUGUCAAUGACGAAAUUGUAAUUUAACAAGGCAUAAUAUCUGUCUUAUUCGUCGUAGAUGUCAGAUUUUAAAGAUCAACUCUUUACUUGCGCUGGACUCUCCGGUGACAAUAUAGUGGAAUUUUCCUGUGGUAAGUCAAUUGAAUUUUCCUUAGAAUACGACAUUGUGCCUUUUGGUAUUGAAGCAAAGCUGUAACAUUUAUUAUGGACAAACAGCAUUCUCUUUUUAUCUUCUCAGGGCAUGUUAUUCCAGCAGAUCAUUUGCUCACUGUAGCGUUGGAUAAAGGACCCUCUGGAAAAGACCUUGAUUUUACUUACCAGUCGAGAGACUCAGAAAAAUUGGUAGGCGCUGCGGUGAUGCAAAUCACUGAAUUUUUGCCAUGAAAUCGGCGAUAUUUAAAUUAUUUUCUAUAUUAUCAUGGAGAGAAACAGCUACAAGUUUAAGAAAAAAGGUAUAUUCUAAAAUAUUAAAUUCGAGUUGUUGUUGUUUCGAUGUUAUUUCGAAGAUUUUCGUAAGAAUUAAGCUAAGUGAGUCCGCCAUUUUGUAUUUACGCUUACCGGAAGUAUAAUGCUGAUUUUGACUUCCGGUCUUUCAAAGCGUGGCUGUCCACCAGUCAGUAGUUAAAUUUUCACUCUCAAUAAUCAGCUGGGCGUAGUGGCGCACGUCUGUAAUCUAGCUACUUGGAGGCUGGGGUCGCUGAAUGGCUUGAGGGCGGGAUUCCUGGGGGUAGUCGUUCUAUGUAGAUCGGGUGUCCGCGCUAAGUUUGGCGUCAAUAUGGUGAACAUAGAGGAAUCUGAAUUCUCCAGGUUGGUUAAAGAGGAGCGAACCGGCCCAGGGUGGAAACACAGCAGGCAAAAGCUCCCGCGUCAAACAGUAGUGGGAUAGCACCUGUGAAUAGGCGGUUGCUCACAGCCCGACCAAGAUAGUCGAACUCGACUCUGAAAUUCUUUUUUUUUUUUUUUUUUUUUUUUUAAUUUCUGUUUUUGUUUUUUUUUUUUUUUUUCGCAUUUUUCGCUUGGGUUAUUACAUGUAGUACUCUUUCUUUUUUACUGUCAAGAAAAAAUAUAUUUUUAUAGGGCUGUUAAAAAAAAAUAAUGAUAAAAAAAAUUAAGUUUAUUUUUCGUUUGGUUACAUUUUUCUUUUUUUUUUUUUUUUUUUUGAUCAUUUCCUGGAGCUGACAAACUGUCAAACAAAACUAAUGGGACUUUUUUUUGUCGGUUUCCUUUAGAAAGAAGAACUGGGACGACUCCUGCUCAAUAUUUUUGCCGUUGUCCCCGGAGGAGUGGUGUGUUUUUUCUCUUCGUAUGAUUAUGGAGAGAAAGUCUGCAAAUACUGGCAGGAAUCGGGCAUUCUUGAGAAAAUGAACACCCGAAAGAAGGUGGUUUAAGGAUUUCCUAUCGUUUUUUUGUGAUCUUUUUAUUUCUUACUUUCGUUCUUUUUUUAUUUCUUCUUCUUUUUUUAUACCCAAACAUUUAAAAGGAUUUCUUCAUAUAUCUCAGGUCUUUAGAGAACCACGCAAGUCUAGUCAGCUUGAUCAGGUUCUUUCGUCGUACGCAGCUUGUAUCAAGGUUAGCACUUGAAGUAACAAGUAGAAUCAAGACGAAUAAACUCCUUUUUUUUCUAGGAAUAUUUUAUAAUAUCAGUAAGUGUUGCUCCCCCCCUCCGGAAACAAAGUAUUCUCCCUGUUGUCGGAUAGAAUCGGACAAAUCUUGCGCUCGAAAAAAUUCCUCACCUCUGGGUAAACUCAAGCGAGUGGCAGGGUCCUCAUUAUAAGCACUUGGACAUGAGUAUUCACUAGAAGAAAAGUAAGAUGCUAUGAGCAACGUAAGCCGUUGAGAGGUCUUUAAUGCUUUUAGACUUAAUUCUUCUCGAGACGAUAUGGAAAAAUGGACUAUUUUUUUCCUGAAAAAUGCCCCCGAAGAUUUCCCUAGAUUUCUUCUGAUUCCAUGGAAUUUUACGAUGGAAACUAAAAAGCCCCGUUCUUUGUAUCUAGGCGUAAUGAAAACCUGGAGGAAUACUAAAAUCAUCUUUAUCUUUUUUCAUUCAUAGAAGCCAGCCGUAGUCGCCAACAACACAUCUCCAAAUGGCGCGGUGUUGUUCUGUGUGGUCGGAGGAAAGAUGAGUGAAGGGAUCAACUUUUCUGACGAUCUUGGAAGGCAUGUUUCUAAUUAUUUAUCCGUUACUUGAGAACAGGAACCGUAUUUUAGAGUACCAUAACUAAUCUUUUUUUUUGGUUCCUUGUCGUCUUACGAGUGUGAAUGAAAAGAAGACGCACGGUGUAGUGAGGCCAGGAAGGAUUAGCUUUUCUGACGAGGCCGAGACACGCCCUGUCCAAUCGCAUCUACCCCAAUCCCUUCAUGUCCAAAGUCAUCGCUCCAUAUCGCAUAGAUAAAUCUCGCUCUCCCUCAAGAGAAAAAAAAAGACUGCUUGCGGUUUGACCGUAAUUUGGCGAGAUAAAGAAACACGGAGGCCUGGCGGUUUGCGCGUGGGAAUUCUGAUAAAGAGAGUUUUGGGCCUAUUUUGUUGAUCCUACGCGCCGCCUUAAAACACUCGCGCCAACUUCGACGCCUGCUCCAAAAGUGAUUUAUAGUAUCGAUCGAUCUUCUCGAGCUUAAAAAGGACAAUGUGCGACAUGCCUGAACGCGAAAUCCAGGAAGAUUGGGUCGAACGUGGGAGGUCAAAGCUCGCUGGUACUUUAAAAAAAAAUGGAUUGAAGAAGGAACAGAAAACUCCCAUGAGAAAUUGCUUUAACUUUUGCGACGAUACCAUGAGAAAACGAACUGACGUGAUUAUGAUCUUUGGCUGAAAACAAGACUAGCUUUAUAUCUUUACAAUGCCAAUUGUAAAGUCGACCUGGAAGUUCCUAUCUCCCUUACUUGAACCAGCCUUUAUGCCUCGUGUCCAAUCAUCGAACAUGUCCUGUUUCACAAUCACACGAUCUUAAUCUGGGUGUACAUUGGGGCACCUUUUAUUGGCGGGGGUGGUCGGGUAGGCAUGAAUCAAACUAUUUUCGAAACAUUGCUGUCUUUGUACAUUAGGUGUGUGGUCAUGGUGGGACUGCCUUAUCCAAAUAUCUACUCACCUGAAUUAAAGGAGAAAAUGACAUAUCUUGAUGCAACUUUAGGGGUAAGAGUUCAUCUGUAAAGACCUUCAGGCUGUUUUUCAGUGGCGACGGAGUGGUAUUCGGACUCCCGAUUUAAUGAAAAUUCUUGAAAAUCCGACGCGUGAGUGGAAUCAUAAGCUUUACGGAAGUGGAGUGGAAAGAAUCAAUACAGUUCCAUUUUCUUCCGGUUUUGCUCAUGACUCAUACGCCAAUGAACUUGUCUUAAUUAUGUAAUGAGUUGAAUGACGCACAAUUUAGUUUUCACAGAUCACAAGCGACGGAGUGUACUCUGCUUCCGGAUUCCAUUGGUUUGAUUUUCACCGAAUCGUAUUGCUCUGCGCUUCCGAUAACGGCUGUCACUCCAACUCAGACGUUAAUGGAGAGCAGCUUUCGAUGUUUUCUGACGGUUUUCUCUGUGCGUCCAAUAAAUUCCCGUCCAUUUUUUUUUGCGGUGCGCUACGCGGCGUCUUCUUGAUGACGUAACUCGCUAUUCGCUAUUCCCUUUGUUGACCGUUACUUAACCGCAUACAACAAAUCAAAUCAGAGCUCAAAGUCCUUCUCCAUUUACCUCAAUUUCCUUUUUUUCUCAGGGUAGUUCAAUAUCUCUGUUGUUUACCAUUAUCAUUUUUGGUCUCUGUUUGCUUUUUCUUAGCCAAAAGCUGGUCAAAUGCAUUACGAAAGCCUUUGCAUGAAAGCGGUAAAUCAGUCAAUAGGUGAGGCAAAACUUUAUUAUCUGUUAACAAACCUGAGCUUUGCCUUGUUACAAUGAAACACAAACAAAAUUCAUCAAGAGUCCGUCCGACGUAUCUGAGAAUGUAUCUUUGUUCAAAAUCCGUCUUUAGGUCGCGCUAUUCGUCACAAACGAGACUAUGCGACAAUCCUGUUACUUGAUCAGCGGUAUGGUUCUACAAGAAUACAGAAAAGUCUUCCAGGCUGGAUUUCAAACCGACUUCAGCACCAGCCUCGCUUUGGUUCUGCAUUUUCCGCCAUUCGCAAGGUAAGCUAUUGAUCCGUGGGUGAAAGGUGAUUGUAUCUUGUUACCAGUCUCUAAUCAAAGUUCCAACCUCGUUCCGAAGAUCGCUCGUUUUCCCAGCGUAUCAAUGCGUAUGGCUGAGGAUUUCUCCAAGAAUGACCCUAAGAUAAAUUGGAAAUAGAAGCUUUCAAUCUCAAUUGCCCAAUAAGGUCAUUAUUUGAUUCCAGAGAACCUUUUUUGUGUAGCUUUUACUUGUUAAAACAAAUCGUCAUGUGUUGAGGGAAAAAAGGGGAAAUAUUUUGGUACAUCCUAAGUAAGCGGCAAGGUUGCUAAGCGGAUUCAAAAUGACGGGGCCCCUAGUCGAAUUUUUACCACCUUUUAAGACAAGCUGCUAAGGGUCAGGGUAGUCUAUGGAAUCUCAAAGGGCGGUCAGUGUUCUAAUUUCGAUGUAAUUCACCAUCACACUUUUUAAAGGUGAGACAGGAAUGAUGUGGUUCCUGUAGCUUACAUCCCUUUGAAAAGAGGCACGUCGCGGCAUUCAGCUUGAAGUUGAAUGCCGGUUCAAUAAUGAACCGAGAAAAGGACGGUGAAACGUUGAGGAUGAUCUCGAUGUAUCGCGAGAGGGGAAUUGAAAGAUUUAGGCCACAAACUUUGCAGCUGGUAGUUAUUUAAUUCAGCAGCUCUGUUUACUCCUUUUCGCUUCUUUCAGUUUUUCGUGGACAAGCGACAAGCGGAUGAGACCAUAAAUCACGAAGCACAAUGAAUGCUUGGUUGGAACAGAUGACCUCGUGAAACCUGAAAUGACCUGAUUAGCCACAAAAAUCAAAGCGAAAAAAAACACAUGCUCAUUUCAUAGAUUGCUUCAAUGAAGUGCACGGUUUCAAGAUUAUUUAUUUAUGUGUUUGACGAAUAAAUCAAGAAAAAUAUUUUCAUAAGAACAGGGACAUUGAAAACCCCUAGUUGAGUUUGCUGUGUUCGAAGAAAUUUCGGUCUAUAUUGUCAGAGCCAUCACAUUGAGUUUUAUAGGAAAAAUAUCCUAAAUAAAGAGUUGAC